AUGCCAACAGUGUGGUUUUCUUUGAAGAAGUCACUACAUUGCAAAUCAGAACCCUCAGAUGUACAUGAUCCAAAAACAAGAAAGCAUUUAAGCACAAUCUUGACAAAAAAAGGAGGUAGAUCAGGUUGUUCAAGGUCAAUAGCGAAUCUAAAAGAUGUUAUCCAUGGAAGCAAACGCCAUCUCGAAAAGCCACCAAGUUGCAGUCCAAGAUCUAUAGGAAGCAGUGAGUUUCUCAACCCAAUAACUCAUGAAGUCAUUUUGAGUAACUCAAGGUGUGAGUUAAAAAUCACUGGUUUUCAAGAAGGGGUUAAUAGUGGUGGAAGCAAUGCUAGUGGAAGUAGUGGUGGUGGUUCUUCAACUUUUGUUGGUACUUUGAGACCUGGAACUCCUGGACCUGGAGGGCACCCUACAAUGCAUUACUUUAACCCUUCUUUUAGGACUUCUUCAACUCCUCCAAGGAAAUCUCCUUUUCUUUUGUCAGAAGGGUCUGGUUUUCAUGGUGGUGGUGGUGGUGUUCAUUCGAGUAAUAGGAUGUCCCUUGAGACAGAUGCUAAUGGCUCUUCUACUGUUACUUGUCACAAAUGUGGAGAACAGUUUAGCAAAUGGGAAGCUGCUGAAACUCACCAUCUCUCAAAGCAUGCUGUUACUGAACUUGUGGAAGGAGAUUCAUCAAGGAAAAUAGUAGAGAUAAUAUGCAGGACAAGUUGGUUAAAGUCUGAAAACCACUGUGGUAGAAUUGAGAGAGUAUUGAAGGUGCACAACAUGCAAAAGACAUUAGCUAGAUUCGAAGAGUACCGAGAAAUGGUGAAAAUCAAAGCAAGCAAACUCCAGAAGAAGCAUCCUAGGUGUUUAGCUGACGGAAACGAGCUUUUACGGUUCUAUGGAACCAGUGUUGCUUGUUCUCUUGGUCUCAACGGUUCAUCAAGUCUUUGCCUAUCAGAAAAAUGCUGUGUCUGUAGAAUUAUCAGGAAUGGUUUUUCUGCUAAGAAGGAGCUGAAAGGUGGUAUAGGUGUUUUCACAACUUCCACAAGUGGAAGAGCUUUUGAGUCUAUAGAGAUUCUUGAUAAUGAACCAUCACUAAGAAAGGCGUUGAUAGUGUGCAGAGUAAUCGCUGGCAGGGUUCAUCGGCCGUUAGAGAACAUUCAGGAAAUGGCAGCUCAAACUGGAUUCGAUUCAUUGGCUGGAAAAGUCGGUCUUUACUCGAAUAUCGAAGAGCUCUAUUUGCUUAAUCCUAGAGCUCUUCUUCCUUGUUUUGUCGUAAUUUGCAAACCAUGA
Lathyrus sativus (Indian pea) is the source of this 1275-nucleotide messenger RNA. The record is from the annotation of a GenBank genome assembly. NCBI's taxonomy places the organism in Eukaryota, Viridiplantae, Streptophyta, Magnoliopsida, Fabales, Fabaceae.